AAUUAGAUUAAGUGGAUUUAUUCUGUGUCUGACUGGUGUUAGUGAAGGGGCUGAAACCCAUUUGACCCUGACCGUGUGGAAUUAUUGGUAUGGAGGAUUUGUUGCCGAGACUUGCUUUACCGCCCCUGCCGGUAUGGAUGGCUGGAUCGUGAACAUUCGCUUCGACCAAGAUGUUAAUUCACUUAACGUCUGGAGCGGUAUUCUCGAGAGCCAGAACGGCAAGCGUGAUUUCGUCAUCAAGGACAUCGACUACAACACAGUGGUAGCGGCUGGAUCACAGGUUUGUCCAGGCUUCCAAGGUUUUACCAACUAUAAUCUGCUGCCCACGGCCACAAUCACAUUUAUCCCAAAUUUGGGCACCAAGAAUGUCAAUCCAGUUUCUGAAACGACUACUGCAGCUUCAACAACUACGACUACUGUUACGCCAACGACAACAACAACUGUUUCUGCAACAAUAGCAACGACAACGACAGUUGCAACUACGGCAGUAACUGAAAAUAUUGUCACAGAUGAUACCACAGACAAUGUGUUCGACUAUGAUAGUGUGUUGGAAAAAUCUAUACUGUUCUUCGAGGCUCAGAGAUCGGGAGCCUUGCCUAGUGAUAAUCGCAUACCUUAUAGAAACGACUCAGCCCUUGAUGAUGUUGGAACAAAUGGUGAAGAUCUAACAGGUGGUUGGUAUGAUGCUGGAGAUUUUGUCAAAUUUAAUCUUCCUAUGGCGUCUGCCACAACUAUGUUGAUUUGGGGAUUGGAGAGAUUCGGAGAUGCUUAUAUGGCCGCUGAAGAACUGGAUAACAUGUACAAAUCCAUCAAAUGGCCACUGGAUUAUUUUUUAAAAUGUUGGAAUCCGGAUGCACAAGAAUAUUAUUAUCAGGUUGGGGAUCCAGAAGCAGAUCACAAUUAUUGGGGACGACCUGAAGAUAUGACGAUAUACCGUCCAGCAUAUAAACUCACCACAAGUGUUAAAGGAAGUGAUGUAGCAGGAGAAACAGCCGCUGCAUUGGCUGCUGGGUCAAUUGUCUUUCAACUUGAAGAUGCUGCCUAUUCCCAAACACUGCUGACUGAAGCUAUAAGUUUAUAUACCUAUGCUAAAACGUACACUGGUAUCUAUCCACUGACUGACUUCUACAAAUCUAGUGGUUAUCGUGAUGAACUGUGUGUAGCUGCUGUAUGGUUAUAUAAAGCUACUGGUGACAAUAACUAUUUAACAGAGGCUAAAUCUUAUUUCGAUAACUUCGUUCCUUGGGCACAGUCAUGGGAUGAAAAGGCACCCGCGUGUCAGUUGAUGUUAUUUGAAAUCACGCAAGAGGCAGUCUAUAAGAAUGCGAUAAUCGACUUCUUCAGUAGUUGGAUGUCAGGAGACGUACCUUAUACUACCUGUGGAUUGGCCUUCAGGGAUGAAUGGGGAUCCUUAAGAUAUGCAGCUAAUACAGCUUUUCUAGCCUUGUUGGCAGCUGACGAUGGUAUUAACCCCAACCAAUACAGAGAAUGGGCUAUAUCACAGAUUAACUAUAUACUAGGUGAUAAUAAACUAAACAUGAGUUAUGUCAUUGGCUACUCAAACAGUUAUCCCCUGCGUCCACAUCACGCCUCAAGCUCAUGUCCGCUAGAAGGUACCUGCGACUGGAGUAACUUUCAUUCUUCAGAUCCUAAUCCCCAGAUUCUAUACGGUGCCUUGGUUGGAGGACCAGAUAUAAAUGAUAGUUAUGUAGAUGAUAGGACAAGAUACGAGUUCAGUGAAGUGGCCUGUGAUUACAACGCUGGAUUACAAUCGGCAAUAGCAGGCAUUGUGAGUCUCCACGAGAGUGGUUCUUUACCAGCUGUUGCUUUAAGGGACUGUUAAAAGGUAUUUGGUGAAUAAACAUAUUUACGU
This is a messenger RNA of Patella vulgata (common limpet), 1873 nucleotides long. RefSeq names its product endoglucanase E-4. NCBI's taxonomy places the organism in Eukaryota, Metazoa, Mollusca, Gastropoda, Patellidae. Gene Ontology annotation, molecular function: carbohydrate binding; hydrolase activity, hydrolyzing O-glycosyl compounds. The record is from RefSeq and is a predicted model, not a curated record. Gene Ontology annotation, biological process: carbohydrate metabolic process. The coding region runs from base 134 to 1843 and encodes 569 amino acids. The transcript has 11 exons.